Messenger RNA from Grosmannia clavigera kw1407, 597 nucleotides. RefSeq lists its product as uncharacterized. Lineage: Eukaryota; Fungi; Ascomycota; Sordariomycetes; Ophiostomatales; Ophiostomataceae. The transcript has 2 exons. The record is from RefSeq and is a predicted model, not a curated record. Bases 1 to 597 code for a protein of 198 amino acids.
AUGAACACGCAGAAUUCGAAGCGAGAGUCCAGUCGAUGCAGACUGAACACGCGGAAUUUCGACGCAUGCGCGAAAUCCCGCAUCGUGGCUGCCCUAGCCGACGAGUUGGUUUUCCCGUCACAAGAAGUUGUGGGCGUCUGGGAGGGUGAGCUGCUCGAUAAAGUCCCUAAACAUGCCCUUUCUCUGUCUGGGUUUCUCAAUGAAGAGGGGACGGCGUUGUUUCUGGACAGAUCGCUCGAAACGCCCGCAUUCCUCAUCUUGCGCCGGGCUCUGGAGGCCAUGAAAUCUGGCCGACGCCUCUUCCUGCACAGCCAGCGCAGAAUGAACAAGCCGAUGAGUGACGCCACAACGCUAGAGAACUCGUCGAAUUCAAGCGCCAGCAACUCCCAGCAUUCAUCUGGGGCCGGGCUGCUCAAAGUUCUUCCGGACCGCGUUGUGUUAUCUCUUGUGGCCGAAAAAACCUGGCAAGAGGAGCAGGAGACGCAACUGCUGCAGGAGCAACAGGAGCAACAGGAGCUACAAUAUGCAAAUCUAAGUUUUGGGGGCUAUCUUGAAUCACAACCAUUGGAGCAGAUGCCUAAAAUUCCGACAGGUUGA